UCUCUUCUUCAUGUUUUUCCUAUCGAGUAUCAAAGGCAAGCUUCAAUUUGACGGCAGUAGUGGUCUGAAGCGAGUGACGAAUGUAAACGGAUCUACAACUAAAAUAUCAUUCGGCAACUUUUUCGUUGAGAAGUUUCAUUGUCUUCAAGUAUCAGUUGCCUCAUCAAUUUUUGUUAGCAACUACAGAGAGUGUACUCUGAGCUGUGUCAACAGUCCACCAUGUUUGUCGUUCAACACCGGCUCGGCUGUUACUUUAGACGGAAAACUACGAUGUGAGUUGUUGAACGAGGAUAAAUACUCUGCAAAUCCAGGCCAGCUGGUCAGAUCACAAGCAUUUCAUCAUUACAGCAUCAAGACACCAUGUUCAAGCUUUCCGUGUCAAAACAGUGGAACUUGCGUUCCCGAUUACAGUCAGAACGACUUUUACUGUGAUUGUGUUCCUGGAUACAAAGGAAAAUUAUGUCACACAGCCGUUUUUUCUUCAUGCAAAGACGUGUACGAUGUUUACGGGUCAAAUGCAACCAGUAAUCAGUACACUCUAAUUAUCAACGGGAAGCCCACUACGGUUUACUGUCUCAUCGAUGAUCCAAACAGUUGUGGAGGUGGCGGUUGGACGACAGUCAUGAAGAUUAUAGGCGAAACGAACACCUUUUCUUUCUACUCGGCCUUCUGGACCGAUAAAAGUGAAUACAACCCGCGUGGGGGUGAGAGUGGAUUAGACUCUAUUGAAACCAAGUUACAGACUUAUUGGGCAACACCUUUCAGCAAGAUUUGUCUUGGUAUGCAGAUCAACGGAUAUAACAGAUUUCUGGUCAUCGAUAGACAGGCUGACUCUUUGUACUCACUCAUCGCUGACGGAGAAUUCCGCUCCACCUCUGUAGGUCGUGCAUCGUGGAUAGCUAUCAGUGGUAACUUGGCCCACUUGCAACCCUACUGUGGCAAGGAAGGCUUCAAUGUACUCAACGGUAAUGGUGAUUUCAGAAGGGCUAGAAUUGGUAUCCUUGGAAACGACGAAGACCAAUGCGAAAGUUGUGAAACCGUUGUUGGAUUCGGUUUGCAAGGGAGUGGUGGUGACCUUAUUUCGUGCGGCGGAAGCGGCAACCUAAAAAGCGUGUGUUACAUCUUUGUGCAGUGA
Pocillopora damicornis (cauliflower coral) is the source of this 1135-nucleotide messenger RNA. RefSeq lists its product as uncharacterized. NCBI's taxonomy places the organism in Eukaryota, Metazoa, Cnidaria, Anthozoa, Scleractinia, Pocilloporidae. The record is from RefSeq and is a predicted model, not a curated record.